Messenger RNA from Durusdinium trenchii, 2383 nucleotides. The record is from the annotation of a GenBank genome assembly. Lineage: Eukaryota; Dinophyceae; Suessiales; Symbiodiniaceae.
GAAAGCCGUCUGCACAACACAGACAGCCGGGGGUGUUCAUGGAUUCGUCAAAGGUUUUCUGACCUGUCCUGGCUUGAGUAUUUUCCGCUUGGCAAUGCUGACUUCUUGCUCUCCAAGCAUACAAAGAUUGCUGGAUGCAGCUGCUCCACUGAAGGCGCGCAACAGUCGCAGCCUCCAAGGAGCAUCACCACAGAUGGGAGUUCUACCAACCAGUGCUGGAUGCAUCAGCAUUUUCUGCAGCUAUGCAUCGCGCCGAUGCUUGCUGUCCCAGAGGCAAUUCCGCCUUGCAAAGGUCAAAGGCGGUAAGACCAAAGAGGCUGCUCCGGACUAUACCACGUUUAGUGAUGAUUUGAUCGUGGUGGUUCAGAAUGCUGACAAAGAGGCCCAAGAGUUGUGCACUACACAGAUCGGCACAGAUGCUUUGCUUUUGUCGCUGCUGACAGUCUCGGAGGAGGACUCGCCCAAUGCUGAUGCCACAAGAAAAGCUGCAUUCCCUGGCAUCUCCACUGAGCAGGUGGCUUCUUACUUGCAGCAGCGCUCGCAAAAGGGUGCAAAAGGCAAAAAAGCAUCAGGUGCAACUUCGAAGGUGCCGAUGAUGUUCACGCCCAUGACGAGACGCUCCCUACAAGCUGCCCAGGAGGAGCAGGUUCGACUCGGACAUGCAGCUGUGGAGCCUGCUCACUUGCUGCUGGCGCUGCUGAAGGAGCAGCGUGCACAGAGCAAUGAGCUGCUGCAGCACUUCGGGCAGAGCCCUGAGGAUGUACAGCGGCGAGUGCUUGCAACGUUGCAAGGGCCUUUGGCCAAGGUUCGCUUGGAUGCGUCUAUCACAUUGCUUGAGCUGGAGAAGGAGGUCGUAGCAGAUGCUGCUCCAGCAAGUGAUCGGCCGUUGGCCACCAAGCUCUCCAAGGCUUACACGCAAUUGACAGGAGGCCUGGUCGAGCGGAGCGUCGAAGCCAAGCUGAUGCUCUUGGCGGCACUGAGCGGAGAACAUCUCUUCUUGCUGGGCCCUCCAGGCACGGCCAAAAGCUUGCUCGCGCGGCGUUUGGCGGAAGUCUGCCGUGGCAAGUUCUUCGAGCGGCUCUUGACGCGCUUCUCAGUGCCUGAAGAGGUCUUUGGCCCGUUGUCGCUCCAAGCGCUGGAGAAGGAUGAGCUGCGCCGCAAGGUUGAAGGCUUCCUUCCCACCGCAGACGUCGCUUUCUUGGAUGAGAUCUUCAAGGCCAACUCUUCCAUUCUAAACGCCUUGCUGACGCUUCUAAACGAGCGACGCUUUGACAAUGGUGUGGAAAGGAUUGAGGUCCCUCUAUGGUGCGCAGUGGCUGCCUCCAACGAGCUCCCAGAGUCUGAUGAAUUGGAAGCGCUCUUUGACCGCUUCCUGCUGCGGAGAGCCGUGCCACGGGUCUCCGAUCGAGAAGUGCCAGAGUUUUUGAAAAGGUCUUUGGAAGUUGACGCCGAACAAAGCGAUGACAACGAAGAAGAAGGUCCUAUGUUGUCAGUCGUUGACUCCGUUGAAUGUCAAAGCCUGGCCUCAAAGACGGUCUUUCCCAGCGAUCUCCUUGAUUUGGUGGUGAGCUUGAGGGCCUACUUGCGGGAUGAGGCUGAGCCGCCUGUGCUGCUCUCAGACCGUCGCUUAAAGAAGGCAGUGCGUUUGAUCCGCCUGGCCGCCUUCACUGCUGGGGCGGAGGAGGUUUCUGAGCUGGACUUGCUUUUGCUACAGCACAUGUGCUGGGAUAAGGAGCCCUCUCAGGCAGGUGAGGUUCGCGUCUGGCUUCUGGAGCGGAUGCGAAAGCCUCCCGAACGCGAAGAUGUAGUGAAGAAGGCGGGCUUUAUCCUCAAGGGCUUGAAGCUACGGCUUCGCAGGAACGUCCGAGGGUCUAGCCUGGACUUGGCGAAGAAAGACUUGAGCUCGUUGCGAGAAGUGCUGCAAGAGCAAUUGCAACGGAGGCUGCGGCGGAGAGCAAAUCUGCAGGCAAUGUUGCAAAAUGAGGAGGGACUUCGGCUGUUUUGGUUGGAGAAGGAGGACUUGUCUGAGGCCAAAGACUUGCUGCUCCCUGCCUUGGAGGAGGACGUCUCCGAAGCAUCCGUGGCUUUGAAAGAAGUCCUGGAGCUUCAAGGGGCGACGGAGUUGACCACAGAGGCCAGGGAGAUGACCUUGGAUUCACUGCUUGAAGACGAGGGAAUGGCUCAAGAAAGCCUCUCUACAGAGAAAAUGCUCAAAAUGCCUUUGAAUGGGACGUUCCCAGGCCCAAUGGUCGGUGGGUAGUGAGCGCUUUUAAAAGUAGGACCUUGAAAGAAGGUCAAUUUCGAUUGCUUCCUAAAGCAUCGUUUAGAUGCUGACUCAUCCAAGUUGUUCUUGGGUGGCUACAAGUGUUGCCAAGGUGCAAAA